Molecule: messenger RNA, 618 nt
Organism: Musa acuminata AAA Group (dessert banana)
Lineage: Eukaryota; Viridiplantae; Streptophyta; Magnoliopsida; Zingiberales; Musaceae
Product: 11 kDa late embryogenesis abundant protein-like
Exons: 2
Coding region: 25-384 (119 amino acids)
Biological process (GO): embryo development ending in seed dormancy
Source: RefSeq, a predicted model, not a curated record
UUGCACGCUGAACACUAUUGCAGGAUGCAAAGCGGGAAGAGAGUGGUGGAGUCUGCAAAAGAGACGGCGGGGAACAUCACCGCCUCCACCAAGGCCGGCAUGGAGAAGACCAAAGCCUCCGUCGAGGAAAAGGUGGAGAAGAUGAGGGCCAGGGACCCGGAAGAGAAGGCGGAGGCGGGGCGGCGGAAGGAGGAGAGGAAGUACGAGGCGGAGGCCGAGAAGGAGGCAGCGAAAGAGCGGCACGCGGCAGAAAGGGAGGAUGUGAGGGCUGGUGGAGCUGCAGGCGGCGGUGUGGCUGGCCACCCGGCUGGCCAAGCUCCGGUGGCAUCCGGCGGCCACCCCCAUGCUGGUGGUCGUGGCUCCACCACGGGCCCCGGCUUCUGACCGAGUUAAACCUGUUGAUUUAUCGCAUAGAGCCAAAUAGAUGAUGCCUUUGAAUACCGGCAUCGUUACGUGCUUGUAAGUCUUUAGUUUGUCGACCGUAAGAUCGUGUGGUCUGAUUCCCGGCAGGAUUGCAUCAAAUGAAACGAAUACGGGAGACUGGGAAUAAAGAACGAGGUGUCGACAUCUUCUCGUAAAGACUUUUCGUUUAUAUUAAAUGGUAGUCCGUUUGUUUUA